Sarcophilus harrisii (Tasmanian devil) is the source of this 2645-nucleotide messenger RNA. RefSeq names its product 1-aminocyclopropane-1-carboxylate synthase homolog (inactive) (gene ACCS). Gene Ontology annotation, biological process: amino acid metabolic process; biosynthetic process. The record is from RefSeq and is a predicted model, not a curated record. NCBI's taxonomy places the organism in Eukaryota, Metazoa, Chordata, Mammalia, Dasyuromorphia, Dasyuridae. Gene Ontology annotation, molecular function: transaminase activity; pyridoxal phosphate binding.
GGUUCUACAGGCCGGCCCAAGAGUGAGUCCGGAGGCUAAAGAAAGGCUGCCCAAAGCGUCAGCGGAAUGGGAGUGGGCCCUCCUCCGGCCCGGCGCCGCCCCCACACUCAGCGGGCGGGUUGGCAGGAGGCCGGGGUGCUCCUCCCACGCGGGGCCGGGCGCUUCGGGCCCAGCUGGCCAGGCUCUCCUUCCCCUUUCCCGGCAGCUCCUCUUCCGGGCUCUACGCCUGCGCCGAGCUGGGGACGCCACAAUACCCUGGAGUGGGACCCGCACCUGAGCUGGGAAAUGUUCAGCAUUUUAAAGCAGGAGGACAGACAAUUGGCCCCUUCCCCUGCUUUACCAUUGGGCACUGACCAUGGAGAGGGUCUGGGCAGGGAAUCCUCUGAGAAGAGAGAUGAGGAGCCUGCUGAUUUCUAUGGAUUGGGUGAUCCUGCUGCCAAGUUUUCCCAGAUAAGUCCGUACCUCUCUUCUCGAGGAAGCAUCAUCAAAUGUUUUCGGGAUGCAGCCGAGGAAGGUUAUAAGGCCUACCACUUGGAUGAGUAUGAUGAAGACAAGAACCCUAACGGAAUCAUUAACCUUGGGACCAGUGAAAACAAGCUCUGUUUUGACCUGCUGUCCAGCCGGCUGAAUCAGAGGGACAUGCAACACAUUGAGCCUCCCAUGCUGCAGUAUCCCGACUGGAAAGGACACAGGUGGCUUCGGGAUGAGGUGGCUGGGUUCCUGACCUACUACUGCAAGGCCCCUGUUCCGCUCAAGCCAGAGAAUGUGGUAGUGGUGAAUGGUUGCGCCUCCCUCUUCUCUGCCUUGGCUACAGUCCUGUGUAAUCCAGGGGAGGCUUUUCUGAUCUCCAGCCCUUAUUAUGGGGCCAUCACUCAACACGUAUAUCUCUAUGGGAAUGUUCGACUGGUUUAUGCUCAUCUGGAUAGCAGGGUCACUGAGAUGGACGGUCGCCCCUUCCAACUUACAGUCAGGAAGCUGGAGAUAGCCCUUCAGGGAGCCAAGUCUGAGGGAAUUAAUGUCAGAGGUCUCAUUCUCAUCAACCCCCAUAACCCUCUGGGAGACAUCUACUCUCAGGAACAGCUGCAGGAGUACUUGGACUUUGCAAAGAGGCAUGAGCUUCAUGUGAUAGUGGAUGAGAUAUACAUGUUGUCAGUUUUUGACGAGUCCGCCAUGUUCCAAAGUGUCCUAAGCAUGGACAGGCUUCCUGAUCCCCAGAAGACCCAUGUGAUAUGGGGGACCAGCAAGGACUUUGGGAUCUCAGGCGUGCGCUUUGCCACCCUCUAUACCGAGAAUCAGGACAUAGCCAAUGCCGUGGCCUCCCUUGGUUGUCUGCAUGGCGUCUGUGGUACUACCCAGUACCAGAUGGCACAGCUGCUUCGGGACCGAGAUUGGAUCAACCAGGUAUACCUGUCCGAAAACCAUUCCCGGCUUAGGGCUGCCCACGCCUACGUCACAGAGGAGCUGGAGACAUUGGGCGUCCCCUUCCUCAGGACCAAAGCUGGUUUCUUUGUCUGGAUAGACCUGAGAAAAUACUUGCAUACAGAUACCUUUGAGGAGGAGUUCUCCUUGUGGCGCCGUUUCCUGGACCACAAGGUACUUCUGUCCUGUGGAAAGGCCUUUGAGUGCAAGGAACCUGGCUGGUUCCGCCUGGUCUUCUCUGACAAGAUUCACAGACUGCGGCUGGGCAUGCAGCGAAUCCGGGAGGUGCUUGGGAAGGAGCCCCAAGUGGCCAAGACCCCUUCCCCUGCCAGCCCCUGGAGAAGAGCAUUCAGUCGAGGUGAGGCGGCCUCUGACUCAGAGCCCAAGAAUCUGGUUGUCUGACAGGCCACAGAAGAGCAAGUGUAACAGAGCAGUUUAUCAGAGGCAGCCUCGGUAACCCGGGAGAGAGACUGUACUUCAGACUGUUGGCAGACCAUGUAUGAUUCUCCCCCUAUUUCUCCUUCUGCUCAAGCAGAAUGGGCAGGAAACUACCUGGAAAAGCAGGCUUCCGCUCCUCUCCCAAGGAGUCCUCAGCCCCUUCUUGCCCCUUCACUUAAAAGUGAAAUAAAGGCUUUCUCUUUGAGAGCCUAAUUGUUUUCCCUGUCAUUCAGUCAGAAAGCUGAUUGCUCUAUGCUGGGCUCUGUGCCAGGUACUGGGGGCACAGAGACAAAACCAAACGAACCCUGCUCCUUUCAAUUCCAUUGGGAAGACAAGCUGUACACAUGUCAGAACUGGGACUGGGAACUGGAAGAAGGUGGCCCUGGUGAGGAGCUGCCUCUGCCACUGCGGGCCAGAAAUCUCUCAGCAACUCAUAAUCUUGGAGAGUCACCCAGAAUACUUUGAGGACAAAGAACUUGUCCAGACUCACAGCUGAGAUGUAUCAGAGGCAAGAUUUGGAUACUCUGUCCUGACUCUGAGACCAGCUUUCAAAUACAUUUUUAUCGAUGACUUUUGUUUUUAUAUUGCCUCAAUUUCUUCUUGUAUACACUCCUCUGCCCCACUCUCAGCCAUCUCAUACACCAACCAACUGGAGAUCAACUUCCUACCCACUGAGAUAGAUUUCCUGCUUAUUCCAGCAGAUGGAGCCUUUGACUUUUUUUGGUUGUUGUUUUUGUUUUUUGGUUAAGGCAAUUGGGGUUAAAUGACUUGCCCAGGGUCACACAGGA